AUGUCUGUCACUUACGAUGAUUCCGUUGGAGUCGAAGUGUCCAGCGACAGCUUCUGGGAGGUCGGGAACUAUAAGCGGACCGUGAGGCGGAUCGACGACGGCCACCGCCUGUGCACAGACCUCAUGAACUGCCUGCACGAGCGGGCGCGCAUCGAGAAGGCAUACGCACAGCAGCUCACCGAGUGGGCCCGGCGCUGGAGGCAGCUUGUGGACAAGGGGCCCCAGUAUGGGACGGUGGAGAAGGCCUGGGUGGCCGUCAUGGCCGAGGCGGAGAAGGUGAGCGAGCUGCACCUGGAGGUGAAGGCCUCACUGAUGAACGAGGACUUCGAGAAGAUCAAGAACUGGCAGAAGGACGCCUUCCACAAACAGAUGAUGGGCGGCUUCAAGGAGACCAAGGAGGCUGAGGACGGCUUUCGGAAGGCGCAGAAGCCGUGGGCCAAGAAACUGAAAGAGGUAGAAGCAGCAAAGAAGGCCUACCACGCAGCAUGCAAGGAAGAGAAGCUGGCGAUAUCCCGUGAGAACAACAGCAGAGCCGACCCGUCCCUCAACCCUGAGCAGCUUAAGAAACUGCAAGACAGAGUAGAGAAGUGCAAGCAGGAUGUUCUUAAGAGCAGAGAGAAGUACGAGAAGUCUCUGAAGGAGCUGGGCCAGAGCACGCCGCAGUACAUGGAGAGCAUGGAGCAGGUGUUCGAGCAGUGCCAGCAGUUCGAGGAGAAGCGCCUGCGCUUCUUCCGGGACGUCCUGCUGGAGGUGCAGAAGCACCUGGACCUGUCGAACAUGGCCAGCUACAAAAACGUUUACCGUGACCUGGAGCAGAGCAUCAAAGCCGCCGACGCGGUGGAGGACCUGAGGUGGUUCAGAGCCAACCAUGGGCCAGGCAUGUCCAUGAACUGGCCACAGUUUGAGGAGUGGUCUGUGGACCUGAAUCGAACUCUCAGCCGGAAAGAGAAGAAGAAGAAUGCUGAUGGUGUGACCCUCAUGGGCAUCAACCAGACUGGUGACCAGGCUUCGCAGAACAAGCCCAGCAGUGACCUUAGUGUCCCGGGCAACCCCGAACGGUCAGCGCAGUCACUGUCCAGCUACAACCCCUUCGAGGAUGAGGACGACACGGGGAGCACCGUCAGUGAGAAGGAGGACAUUAAGGCCAAAAACGUGAGCAGCUACGAGAAGACCCAGAGCUACCCCACGGACUGGUCAGACGAUGAGUCUAACAACCCAUUCUCCUCCACGGAUGCCAACGGGGACUCCAAUCCCUUUGACGAGGACACCCCCUCGGGGACGGAAGUGCGGGUCCGGGCCCUUUAUGACUAUGAAGGGCAGGAGCACGACGAGCUGAGCUUCAAGGCCGGGGAUGAGCUGACCAAGAUAGAGGACGAAGACGAGCAGGGCUGGUGCAAGGGGCGCUUGGACAGCGGGCAGGUCGGCUUGUACCCCGCGAAUUACGUCGAGGCGAUCCAGUGA
Molecule: messenger RNA, 1461 nt
Organism: Rangifer tarandus platyrhynchus (Svalbard reindeer)
Lineage: Eukaryota; Metazoa; Chordata; Mammalia; Artiodactyla; Cervidae
Source: the annotation of a GenBank genome assembly